AUCGACGCCGGUUCACCAGCAGACUCACCCUUUCACUCCUUCACCAUCCUGCGUUCUUUCGCUCCUUUCCUGGUCCGCAAUGUCUGGCGAGUACCUCGCUUCCCUCGCCGGGUGGUAUUUCCUGCCGGGACUCGUCACGAACUGGGCUCAGACCAUCUACUACAGCAUAACCAUCCGCGCCGGCGAACCGCACCCCCAGCCGGGCACGCCCGUCUUCAACCGACAUCGACGCAAUGUGUUCACCCUCGUCAUAGUGUCGUAUCUGCUCUUCACGAUAUACCAGACGGACUGGCAGCUCCGGCAGGUGGGCGACUUCUACAGUGACCUGGCGCUUCCCCGACACGCCGACGAGAAGACGCUGCAACGACUGCUCAGACGGGCACUGGCGCUGGCGCACCCAGACAAGUACGGCCCCAGCCAGCAGGAGAGUGCCGCGCUGGCGUUCGGUCGGGUGAAGGAGGCGUACGACACGCUGACGGAUCCCGUGCGGCGCUUUGCGUACGAGCGCUUCGGCCCGGACAUGCUCGCGUGGAAGAAUUGCAAGACGACGCGGGACUUUGUGAUGCAGGGCGCUCAGAGCAGCUGCGUGACGAUGCUAAGCACGCUGGUCGUGAUGCUGAUCGCCCAGACGUUCGGCCAGAUGCAGCACGGGAAGUACUGGCGGUACCUGACGCUGGCGGCGUUGCUCGUCUUCGAGCUGCACACCAUGACGCGGGCGACGGAGCCAGCGCUGCUGAGGUACGUGCUGAAUCCGCUACUGUCUGCGCUUCCGGGCUUUCGUCAUCCUCCGUACCUGCCGUUCCAGCUCGUCAAGCUGGCGCGCCAGACGGCUUUUUCGUUCUUCAUCGCCGUCAACCAGCUCGCGCCGUGGUGGGCGCCACCCGCGACGGCGGCCCAGGAAGAGGCCGUGCAGAACCAGUUGCUGUCUCAGAUUCGGCGAAUAGUGGCGGCCACCACACUCGACAGCCAGAGGCUGCUCGCGCUCGAGCAUGCCCCUUUCGCGGGCAGUGCUCGAAGCGAGUCGGCCAUGCGUGAACGACUCGUGGAGUGGCUUGUGCAGAACGAGGUCAGGAAUGACCCUGCCGUUAGCGCAGCGAUGAAGAGGGCGAUUGAGCGGAGAAACGCGGAGGUAGAUGCCCACGGAAGCGGAUGAUGUUGAUCGUGACGAUGGUGCUGCUGUUGUUCAUGAUAGACGACGCUCUCGCCUGCACUACGCAUGGAUCUUCGCUAAAUCAUGUCCACGAUUCGGAAUACACGUAUUUCUCCAGAUGGACUGCGAAGCUCAAUCGAUAGCUGCUCGCUUCUAAUAGCUAAGAUACACGGAGCUUACGGAUCGCGUCGACCGCAUACGUGCUCCUAAUGCGUCAGGCUCUCAAUCAUCUGGUGUUGCUUCUUGGCCACUGUGAAGGUCAUCCGUCCUUCAACCACCAUAUUAUUCUGUCAAAAGCAAGAAUCUUCGAUCACCACCGCCGAAUAUCAAUCUUUUGUGUUAUAUUUCAUUUACGCUCACCAUUACACACCUCAAGACUUCUGCCGAACCUCGACAGUGCACCCUUGCGUCUCGCUGCGUAGGAAAGACAAACAUGAACUCGAU
Verruconis gallopava is the source of this 1594-nucleotide messenger RNA. RefSeq lists its product as uncharacterized. Bases 80 to 1153 code for a protein of 357 amino acids. Gene Ontology annotation, biological process: cristae formation. The record is from RefSeq and is a predicted model, not a curated record. The transcript has a single exon. NCBI's taxonomy places the organism in Eukaryota, Fungi, Ascomycota, Dothideomycetes, Venturiales, Sympoventuriaceae.